Molecule: messenger RNA, 1013 nt
Organism: Populus nigra (black poplar)
Lineage: Eukaryota; Viridiplantae; Streptophyta; Magnoliopsida; Malpighiales; Salicaceae
Product: Golgi SNAP receptor complex member 1-2
Exons: 6
Coding region: 138-866 (242 amino acids)
Biological process (GO): vesicle fusion; endoplasmic reticulum to Golgi vesicle-mediated transport
Cellular component (GO): cis-Golgi network; SNARE complex; Golgi membrane
Molecular function (GO): SNAP receptor activity
Source: RefSeq, a predicted model, not a curated record
GGGAUGAUGAAGCUUACAGAAGGAGAAGAAAAUAAAUAGACUGCUCCCAAUCAAAUCAAACAAGCGACUGUAAAUAACUGUCGUAUCGUUAGCUCACGAAACAAAAGAAAUAGCAAGUAUUAGGAUCUAGAUCCAAAAUGACGGAUACAAAUCUGGAGUUACAAGAAUCCGGUUGGGAGGAACUAAGAAGAGAAGCAAGAAAGAUCGAAGGAGAUCUCGAUGUUAAACUCUCUUCUUAUGCUAAACUUGGCUCUCGAUUCACUCAAGGGGGAGGAGGAGGUUAUGUCGAGACUGGUUCGCCAACAGUUGGAUCCAGUAGGUCAUGGAAAUCAAUGGAAAUGGAAAUUCAAUCGUCACUUGAGAAGUUACUUGAUAUAAAUGAUGCUAUGAGUAGAUGUGCUGCGUCUGCAGCACCAGCCACUUCAGUUACUCAAAAGCUAGCAAGGCAUAGAGAUAUCCUUCAUGAUUUUACGCAGGAGUUUAGACGAAUCAAGGGAAACAUACUCUCUAUGAGGGAACAUUCAGAGCUUCUGAGUUCUGUCAGAGACGAUAUUAGUGAGUACAAGGCAUCUGGUAGUAUGUCCCCGAGAGUGCAGUUACUACGAGAAAGAGCUGCCAUCCAUGGAAGCAUAUCUCACAUAGAUGAUGUCAUAAAUCAAGCUCAAACGACCAGGGCCGUUUUGGGUUCUCAAAGGGCUUUUUUUGGAGAUGUUCAGGGGAAAGUGAAGCUUCUAGGCGACAAAUUUCCAAUUAUCCGUGGCCUUCUUGGUUCUAUCAGGAGGAGACGAUCAAGAGACACUCUCAUUCUGUCCGCUGUUAUUGCUGCUUGUACGUUGUUUCUUAUUAUCUACUGGCUCUCAAAAUAACAAAUGCUAUUUAUUGUUACAAAAUUUACAAAACGAUGAUGCUCUUCCAAAGCAAUUUUGCUUCUGUAAUAUGUUGUUAGGAUGGAUGAAGUUUUGUAUGCAUCCAUGUGGUGCCAUUACGCCAGAAGUAUAUCAUUUUGUUUUAUA